UCUCUCUCCCUCCCACUGAGAGAGGGAGAGAGAGAAAGAGAGAGAGGGAGGGAGAAUGAAAGAGAGAGAGGGAGAGUCGCAUGCAGAGCGGAGCUGGGAGGAGAGGCAGAGCAGCACAGAGCUGUCACGCUGUGAGGAUUGAGCGCCGAGUCAUUUGAGUUUUUCUUUCGGAACCCCUCACGACCCCUCACAUAAUCAUCAACACACAGAUGGUCCAGUGUGUGUGAGUGCUGUUCCUCAGAGCGAGUGCUGAGUCAGGUUCAGGACCCAGACUCUUUUGGACUGUCACAGAGUUUGGAUUCAGCCUCGUUGGGAUUUGGGCUCAGGAUCCCAGACUUUGGAUUCUGAUUGUGUGUGUGUUGUUCUUGCCACUGAGACUCUGAGUCCAGAGCAGUGUGUGAGUGAUGAGGAGGAUGGCUUUGCUGGUGACACAAGUCCUCCUCGCCCUGCUCGGGGUCACGUUAACGGAGGCAUGGAGAACAUCACAACCCAGACUGCAGUUCACGUAUUCCGAGCUGAUUCAGAACAGCCGUCUGCUGACGUUGCCCCUAGUGGCUGGAGACAUACACUCCCUGAUGCCUGAUGAAGAUGGGAGACGCCUGUACAUAGCCAUGAAAGAUAACCUGCUUUCCACCAGUCUGGAUGACAUAACUCAGAAUCCACGCAAGCUGUACUGGCCAGCCAGUCCGAACCGUGUCCAAGAAUGUCUCAUGGCGGGAAAGGAUCCAGAGCUGGAGUGCGCAAACUUUCUACGAGUUCUUCAGCCUUUUAAUCAGACUCACCUCUAUGUGUGUGGAACUGGAGCCUUCAACCCUCGCUGUGCUUAUGUGGCUACCAGCAUCUUCCAUCAGUCAGAACAUCAGGCGUUAUACGACAGACAGACCGAGUGCGGGAAGGGAAAAUGUCCCUAUGACCCUUUCCAGAAAACAGCGUCCGCUGUCAUUGACGGAGAACUGUAUGCAGGCAUCACGUCGGACUUCAUGAGUCGGGACUCCGCCUUCUUCCGUAGUCUUGGAAGACGUCAUGUCAUCCGCACUGAGCAGUACGACUCCACCUGGCUGCAGGAUGCCCAGUUUGUGCGGGUAGCGCCGCUGUCUGAAACUGAUAACCCGGAGGACGAUAAGGUCUACGUGUUCUUCACCGAGCGCGCUCAGGAGGCAGAGGGGGCUGCUGGGAAAGUACUCUACUCGAGAGUGGCACGAGUCUGCAAGAAUGAUAUUGGUGGUCAGCGAAGUCUGGUUAAUAAGUGGAGCACCUUCCAGAAGGCUCGCAUGGUGUGUUCAGUUCCUGGACCAGACGGACUGCAGACGCACUUCGACCAGCUACAGGACAUCUUUAUCCUUCACGGAAAAGAUAAGAAGAACCCCCUCAUCUAUGGCCUGUUUACAACUUCCAGUGACAUUCUGAACGGCUCUGCUGUGUGCGUAUACCGAAUGGAAGAUGUGGUUCGGGCUUUCAAGGGCGACUUCCUGCAUAGGGACGGGCCUCAGUAUAAAUGGGCAGAGUUUACAGGCAAGGUGCCCUACCCACGACCAGGAACUUGUCCCAGCAGCACUUAUGGAAGCUACAGCUCGACCAGAGAGUAUCCCGACGACGUCAUCUUCUUCAGCAGGACUCACCCACUGCUGCAGGAACAUGUUCUGCCUCUGGGAGAGCGCCCCCUCUUGGUUAGGGUGGGCGUUCACUACAAGUUCAGCAAACUGCAGGUGGACAGAGUGGAGGCCGUGGACGGCACCUACGACGUCCUCUUCAUUGGCACAGACUCUGGAGUGGUCCUGAAGGCGAUCCACCUGCCCCGAGAGCACGGUCAAGGUCAGGAGGUCACUCUGGAGCAGCUGCAGGUCUUUCAGCACAAAUCAGCGGUGACAGCCAUGACGCUCUCAAAGAAAAAGCAGUGGUUGUUUGUUGGCUCCAGGGAGGGCGUGGCCCAGCUGGCCCUGUAUCAGUGUGAGCUCUACGGUCAGGCCUGUGCUGAAUGCUGCCUGGCCAGAGACCCGUACUGCACCUGGGACGGGCAUGCCUGCAGCCCCUACAUGCCCACCGUGCGCAGGAGGAACGCUCGUCACUUAGGGGAGGACGAAGACCCGCUAACUCAGUGUGUCAGACAAGGAGCCGGAUUGCAGGUGGAGGCGGAGCAAAGAGUGAUGAUGGUUGCCGAGGGUAACAGUACGUACCUGGAGUGUCUGCCUCGGUCCAGACACGCUGCUGUUACCUGGUACAAGCAGGCUGGAGAGAACAGUCCAGAACUGCACCAGGUGGUCACAGGUGAGCAGAUGGUGGUGAUUGAGCGCGGCGUCCUGAUUCGCCGGGCAGAGCUGUCUCACAGCGGCGUCUACCACUGCCAGGUGGAGGAGCACGGCUACCACUGGACCGCCGUCACUGUGCGGCUCGCCGUCUGGAGCCCUUUGGCCAAUCGCUUCCUCUCCUCCUGGUCUGGCUCCUCCUAUCAGGACGCAGGAAACCAACCCUGGUACCAGGACAUGAUGGCGCUGAUCCACCCAGGAAACCUCGGCCAGCACUGCAGAGUGCUGGGAUACCGCCCGCCGCGCAAUCACCGCCGCUAUGCAUACAUGGAGCAGAUCAAGCAGAGUCAGAAGGGGGAGCGGAACAAGCACGGAGGAGGAGGGGGAGGAGGCAGAGGAGGGGGGAGGGAGAGUUGUGGGGAGGAAGAGCAGGAGCAAGCCCCAGCAGAGGGCGCCGAGGAGCGCCUGAAUGUGUUGCACAACGGGAGGGCGGGUUUUCACCGACUUGAACGCACGCACAUUUAUGUUACCAUAGACACACUGGGGCAUACACACACAACACACACACACACACUGUAUGUACAGAGAUGCAUGCAGCCCCCCCCCCCCCCCCCCCCACAAAAAAAAAAAAUCCAUCUGUUUUAGUGACAGACGUUCAUACUGAACUUCAUUCACCUGAAACACACGAGGACACAGAGGACUGUAAAUAAAGACAUAGAAGACUUAAAGUCACACAGCAUGUGGAAUGAAGGAUGAACCGCAUGUGCAAAACCACACGUGGCAUUUCAAAAGUAAAUGAGCAAAUUAAGCAUCAAGUCCUUCAAAACAAACAAAAAAUGGCUGUUUUAAAUGGCAUCUCUGCUUGUUGUUGGUUCCUCAUGAGCCGCUUUCACACUUCAGCUCCCUUUCAGGUGUUCAGAUCAUCAUCAUUAUUAUUAUUAUUAUUAUUAUUAUCAUCAUGUACAACUGUGCAACGGGAUCAUCUCAUGCCCCACAGUAGCCUGUACUCAAGGUUCUGGAAAUGGAGCAAUAUCUCCACCUGCUGGACAUUUACCAUUAAUGUGGGUACAAUACAAUAUCACCAAGAGCUCUAGUAUCUUCAGCUGCACUUUGUCCAACAGCCUUUGAUGCGUCGUACUUGUCUUACUUGCUUUCAUUAUCGUGUUGCAUUACGGCUGCUGCAAAUUUAAUCCAUUCAUUGAGUAUUAUUAGUUUAACUCUGUCACCACCUAAUAUGGAGCCUUUACUCACAUGUGAAAUAAUUCUAUUCCAUCUCUGGUGUGAGACAUGCAAGUCCUAGAGAUGCCAUAUGAGGGAAGCCACCAAAUCAUUGGCAGAUCCAGGUGGUGCGCCUUCAGGAACAGCAGGCGUGGCCCGGCUCUGGUCCUACUCUGGAGCUACCCGUCCUCCUCACAAACAGCCCGUGUUGUUGCUGUUGUCACAUGACUCGUCAUUGGAUCACGACUACAUAAAUGUUUAUCUCAAAUGUCAACAAAACUAUGGAGGAGUCACCAAACAUGGGCAGCUUUGUUAGCUGGUCUGUACCACUUCCAGCCCUUCAGGCUGAUGUGUCAGCCGCCUUCUUAACAUUCCCUGUUUUCAGAGAAAUCCCACAUCAGGCGCCUCUCUACGAGUGUAUCGUCAUGACCCCACAGAUCCAUUAAUAAUCAGCCAUGAAAGAGGGAGAAUUCAUCUGUCUUUAAACCAUUUCUGACCGCUGUGCCCAAACCACCCAGACGUUCUGUAGGAAUCCUACAGGAAUAUUUCUUCAAUGUCAAUCCUGUAGGAUGUCUGUCAGAAACUGGAGUGUCUAAGAAUCUGAUGCAAUUCCUGUGAUGAAUCAGAUUUUUAUGUAGAUUUUUUUGUAGAAAUCCUAUAAAAAUCUGCUGUGUUUCCAGUAGAGAUUCUGUAGAAUCAUGUAGGAUUUUUAAUUCUAUAGAAAUAACCUAGGAUUUUAUUUUUCUAUGGGACUCCUAUAGGAUUCAAAUCAGAUAGGAUUCCUAUUUAGAAAUUUUAGAACCCCUCUUUUCCUAUAGGAAUCCUGUAGAAUCCUGUUGGGUUGUGUUGUUUGAACAUGGUGGUAGGAAGUGAUGAGUGAAGUCGUAUAGGAAUCCUUCCGUAUUUGUACUUGUGUUGAAUUAAAAAUCCUACAGGUGUCCGAUAUGAAAACGAUUGCUCAGUCAACCAGAAAGUACCUUUGAGCAUCGAGGAAUUUGACUUUUCCAUGUCAGCAGAAAGUCUUGUGAAAGCCGUCACGUCUCGCACUGAGCUUUUCUUUAAAACAAACCCAAAUUCAUAACUUCACAGUAUGAUUCUGCAGAAACAGCAAAAUUUCAAACGUCAUCAUACGGAUGACAACAAUGUGUCUCUCCAUGAAGCGUAGUUGAUGGGAAAAAAAUGGUAAUUUUUGAAAAAGUAGCAUGAGGAUCAAAGUGUUGGAGUAAUUUGUUCAAUGUUUUUAUGACUUAAAAUGCAGUUUGAAAGGAAGCAGCUGUGCAGUUACAUCUCUGGUGCUUCAGUUCCUUAUUAGUUCUGGUACUUUUAGUGUGAAAGUGUCUCUUUUUCCUCAUGAGAUUCCAAAACACAAAAAUGUUCAUUUCUGCCUCUGAUCAAUUCAGUUUGGAAAUGUUAAAUUAACACUGCUCUAAGUGCAUGUGGCCCCUUUCAAUACAGUGUUAAAUAAACUCCAUCAUAGUGUAAAUCCAAUCCGUUAUCAUGAAAAUGAACUCUAUCAGUGUUAAAUCAACUCUAUCAUGGGCUAAAUUAAGGCAGAUAGUGUUGACAGCGUUAAUUUAUCACUACUUAUUUGGAAUGGGACCAAGUGCACUCUCAGUAGUUCCCAUGAGCCUCACCAGCACAAUACAAAACAGAAAUUUCAGACGAGUUUGCACUCCAAACUAUUUUAGUUUUAUUCGUGCUGCUUUUAUUUUAUUACUUAAAAAAAAAAAAUAUUAUUAUUUGUUAAUUUUUAGUUAUUAAAUCAUACAUUCACUCAGGUUUUUUUUUUUUUUUUUUUUUUUUUGGUUCGACCACUGAAAAGUAAAAAAUACGAUGAACUAGAAGAGCACCCAGAGGCUCAUCCUUUCACUGAGAAUUCUGAAUUCUUUUUUGUCCAUCUGGUGUUUGUGACAUCAUGAGACAAAAUUGCUAGUGUGAAAUAAAAAAAAUCUUAUGUUAAAGAAAUAGAAGGAAAUGUUUGCAGAUGUCUCACCACCAAAACUGAAUCAGCUGUCCCCUGAUGCAAGUCAAAAUUCAUCCCAUCAGUCAGACAUUUACAAUCACAUAAACUCCGCCUCUUUCUGUCAAAAGCAGCCAAAUAUGAGAUGUCAGAGGAUCCUUGAACACAUCACUGGGAGUUGGAAGCAUGACGGAUCAGACAAAAUACACACGUACACCAAAAUGUGCUGUGUUGUUGAUUCCAGGUCAUUUUAAAAUGUACGGUAAAUGAUUGUAAAGUCGUGUUACUAAAGUGUGAACAUGCUGACAACAGAGUUGCUGCUGAUUCAGAGGACUUUUCAUGCUGUGAGAGGUUUGUGAAUGGCAGAUGACGUGGACAUCCAACGUUUCAAACGGCUCACUAACACCAAGAGCUUUAGCUUCUUCAGAUCACUGCGGUUUGACCGCAACAUGACUGAAGAUGAAAGGCUGGAAAAAUAGCGCCUUUGAUGAGGUCACAGAAAGGCUUUCCAAGAACAUUAACCAUCUGCAGGAGGUUUUCCCCUCAUGCUUUUCCUCUGAGUACAAAUGGCGCAGCAGGUGUGAAAAAAGAAAAGGAAAAGGGGGAAGAGCUGCAGCACAAUGAUGAAAAUGUUCGGUGUUUGUUUUGGACUCACGUGAGUUUGGUUGUAAAUAUUUAGUAAAAAUGUAAAGGUUUAUUUUUGUGUAUAACAAACAAACCUUUGGUGGUUAAAGUUUGUCAAAGAAUGUUUUGCUGCUUUUAAAAUAUCUUUAAUUAUUAUGAUUCACUGUGUUUAAAAUGGUUUUAAUGCAUAUUUUGCUAAUUAAUCAGGUCUUUAAUUUAAUGUGUAGCAGCCAAACUGGUAAUAUUUAGAUUUUUCAGUAUUAAGAGAUGUUUCUGACAGAAAACACAUUUAAAAUUGUCAUUGUGAGUUAAAAAAAAGUAUGCAGUUUUUGGUAUCUAACAGACAAAAAGGUUUAAAGUUUUCUAAAUUCAGCUAAAGAUUUAAAAAUAUCAAACUGCAUCUGAAAUAACUUUACGUGACAUUUGAUAUCACGUGUAGAUGAAAAAAAUAUGUAUGAACCUUGUACAGAAAAUGCAUGUUUCUCAACCUGUGGUUCGGGACUGAAAAUGAACCACUGGUGACUUUUGGUGUUUUGCAGCCAACAAACAGGUGAAAAAAAAAAAAUGCUGUGAGCACGUCUACAUGAGAAAUCUGCUCCCGUCUUCAAUAAAGUCACGUUUAUUAAAGUUGGAA
Thalassophryne amazonica is the source of this 6679-nucleotide messenger RNA. RefSeq names its product sema domain, immunoglobulin domain (Ig), short basic domain, secreted, (semaphorin) 3H (gene sema3h). NCBI's taxonomy places the organism in Eukaryota, Metazoa, Chordata, Actinopteri, Batrachoidiformes, Batrachoididae. Bases 405 to 2888 code for a protein of 827 amino acids. The record is from RefSeq and is a predicted model, not a curated record. Gene Ontology annotation, molecular function: neuropilin binding; semaphorin receptor binding; chemorepellent activity. The transcript has 18 exons. Gene Ontology annotation, biological process: positive regulation of neuron migration; motor neuron axon guidance; neural crest cell migration.